Alternaria alternata is the source of this 998-nucleotide messenger RNA. RefSeq names its product NAD(P)-binding protein. The coding region runs from base 108 to 998 and encodes 296 amino acids. Gene Ontology annotation, molecular function: oxidoreductase activity. NCBI's taxonomy places the organism in Eukaryota, Fungi, Ascomycota, Dothideomycetes, Pleosporales, Pleosporaceae. The transcript has 4 exons. The record is from RefSeq and is a predicted model, not a curated record.
ACAACUCUCAACAUCUCUAGCCUAGCUAUAGAGUAUUUUUGGUGGUGGAAGAAGCCAAAACAUAUGCUCGUAUAUUAAUUGGGCUUUAAUUUCUGAGGGGCAAACAUAUGAUUGACGCUCCUGAGGCUAGCUUGACACAAACAUCGCAGGCAUACUUUCUAGAAGUAAUCUCAAAUGCUACACUCACAGUCAUCAUGUCAAACGCACCAAACAAACAGAGAUCAACUAAUAAUCAUAAAGAAGAGCUACAUAGGAAUAUGGGUGAUCAGCCCAAGACGGCAUACAUAACAGGUGGCGCAAGUGGCAUAGGUCUCGCCCUAUCAACCCACCUCCUAUUCAAGAACUACAAAGUGUUCAUAGCCGACCGCAACACGGCUGGCGCUACACACCUCGCCGACCAGCACAACACGCCUAACAACACCGUCCUCUACUAUGCUACCUGCGACACGUCAAGUUGGGAAUCUCAGCUCUCUGUCUUUCAAGCCGCACUCAAAGCUCUCGGUGGACGCAUCUCCUCGAUACAGCAUUUCCGACGUCAGGAUCUUGUUGUUUGGGGGGAUAGGGGAUCCGAAGACUCGUAUCUCCUGCGCGGCACAAUUGGUCUGGUAGCAAGUGUAUGUGGGUUUUACUGUGUACCCAGUCUACCCAUAUAUACAGCAGCAAAACACGCUUUGAUCGGCUUAACGCGAUCUUACGGCGCAUUGCUCUGGGAAGAGGGUAUCGCUGUCAAUGCUGUGGCGCCGAAUGUUGUCAGGACGGGGAUUAGUGCGGAGGAAUUCUAUCAUAGUCUGGAGAAGGAGAGUUUGUUAACACCGAUGGAUGUGUUGAUGGAAGCUUUUGAUGUCAUGUUGGCGAGAGCAAAGAGUGCAGUAGUGUAUGAAUGUGGUGCGAAGGGUUGGACAGUGAGGGAAGGUGCAGAAUAUUUGGAUGAGGAGAGUGGGAGAUGUUGUGACUUGCUCAAGGAAAGAGGAAGGAAAUUGCAUUAUGGGUUGGAGUAA